GAAGAUGAAGAUUCCAGCGAUACUCGUGACGUCUCUCCUCGCUUGGGGGCUCGCCAGCGGCGGAGCCUUGGAGUCUAGCGCGUCGUCCGCACAGGCCUCGGCGUCGGCGUCGUCGUCGUCGUCAUCGUCCGCCGGGAUCGGCAAACGGCGCGGCUCGCUCAUCUGGGGCAAGGAGGAGCAGGAGAAGAACAUCGAGGGACUCGACAGGAAAUCGAUCAAUUCUCUCGCCCUGAAACUCGGCAUCAACAACGGUGGACUGGACGUCGCCAAGGGAGCGGCCGUCAUCGAGUCGGCGAUGUCCGAUGUGUCGACCCUCACCGACCAGCGCUCGUUCCUGGAUCUCGGCUUCGGUGCCAUCGCGAACAGCGCCGAGUAUCUCGCGAGCAAUCAGACAGCCGCGAGCGCCAACGCCGGGGCGAGGGCCAACGCUGCCAUCGAGCAAGCGAUCACGGCGAUGGAGAUAGUCGACAAGGCCGAAUAUCUUGCGGCGAUCAUAACUACCAAGGCAGCGAAGGCCGCCGAAGCCACCGCGGCCGCGGUCGCCCGCGCCGCGGCGGCUGCUGCGGCUUCCAAGGUCUCUAGCGAGGAAUCGGCAGCCGAGGCGAAAAAUGCCGCCAACGUUGAAGCCAAGGCCAACGCCGCUUCCAUGAUCGCCAAGAAAGCGAACACCGGCCUGGCGGAGUUAGCCGCCCAGCUUGCCGCCGUCGUCGCCAAAGCCAAGGAGUCGGCGAUCAGAUCAUUGGAGGCCGCACGAGCUUCCGCUAAGGCUCAGGCCGAGAUCACCGAGGCCGGCGCCAAAGCCAUGUUCGCUAUUGCCAAAGCCAAGACCGCCAUGUCCAGCGCGGCCGCUGAUCAGAACGUCUGCUCGUCCCAGGCACAAGCCGCCAGCCAGAUACAAUCGAGAGCCUCCGCAUCCGAAUCUGCGGCAUCGGCUCAAUCUGAGACCAACACCGCCGCGGCCGAGGCGGUCGCUAUCGCUGACGCCGAGGCGGCCAGCCAAGCGGAAGGAUGGAUCGAGUCGUUCAAGCGCGAUCCCUGGGUUCCUCUUAAUUUAAAGGGAGAGGCCAAGACCAGCGCCGAGGCCAUUGAGAUCGGUAAGGGACAUCAUGGUAUCAGUAGGUCGAGCGCGGAAGCCAGCGCCGAGGCAAGCAGCAGCAUGUCCUUGGGAGGCGGACAUCACGGACGUCAGGAAAGCGUCAGCACGGCGUCAGCGGACGCGAGCAGCAGCGCCGACGCUGCAUCCAUUUAACGUGCAGCGCAAUCGCAAUCUCUGCUAAGAAAAAAAUCGUCGCCACGGCCGACAACAACAUACAACUUUUGAUUCAUGCGAAUACCAUAGGUUAUCAGCACGAGCAUUACUGGCAGGAAUUGAAAAAAUAAAA
Cataglyphis hispanica is the source of this 1382-nucleotide messenger RNA. RefSeq lists its product as uncharacterized. Bases 5 to 1249 code for a protein of 414 amino acids. The transcript has a single exon. NCBI's taxonomy places the organism in Eukaryota, Metazoa, Arthropoda, Insecta, Hymenoptera, Formicidae. The record is from RefSeq and is a predicted model, not a curated record.